Messenger RNA from Symbiodinium natans, 753 nucleotides. Lineage: Eukaryota; Dinophyceae; Suessiales; Symbiodiniaceae. The record is from the annotation of a GenBank genome assembly.
AUGAACUUAGGUGCCGUGCUCAGCACCCUGGACGCCGCUUCGCUGUGGCCACGGUCCCUGGAGGCUUUUGCACUGGCAGAUCGCUGGGCGGACGGCGAAGAGCCAGGAGAGCUGGAGCAGCUUCUUCCCCAAGUGGGCGCGGAGGUGUUGGCCCGUGGCCCUGGUUUGGUCGCUUUGGACAAGCCUGCAGGGCGAAGCGUUCAGGAGCUGAUCCAGCCCUUGGAGGGCUUCGCCUCUUUGGUGUCGCGCCUGGAUCUGCCAACCUCCGGUGUGCUGGUGGUGGCUGCUGGCGGCACAGACACCGAUGCCUUUCAGGCCGCCUCCGCGCAGUUUGCCGGAAGGCUCGUGGACAAAGAGUACGUCUGCCUAUGUCGUGGCCAAGCCCCGGACGUAUUUGCCAACCGCACGCCGCUGCGAAAGCAGCGUGCCCACACCGAUUUUGAGCUGCUUGGCACCUUUCUGGCCCCUGCCAGUGUCAGCGCUCAGUCGGCUGGCGAAGUCUACUCGUUGGUCCAGGCAAAGCCAAAGACUGGGAGGAAGCAUCAAAUUCGAAGGCACCUUGCGGAAUUGGGCCUGCCUAUCGUUGGGGAUGCUCGGUAUGGCAGCGGACAUCUGGCCUGGUGCGCGCGGCUGUUCCUCCAUUGCCGGCAGGUUUCCAUGAGGGACCAGAGGGGAGGUCUCUUCCUGGCGACGUCGCCGCUGCCUGCGGAGCUGACGCGGGCUUUGGGGUGGCUUGAGCCCGUUGACGCCUGA